AUGUUAUUUUCACGAGAUAUCUGCACUAGUAUCUAUCUAUCUAUCUAUCUAUCUAUCUAUCAAGAACUAUAUGCCUAUGGAAUAACAAACAUCGUGAUUUCUUUUUUUGGCUGUUUUACGGCUACUGGGGCAGUAUCUCGAACCAGCGUUCAAGUCGGAUGCGGCGCGAAAUCUCAGGUUUCCAGUUUGGUUGGAGCGCUUUUUGUGCUCAUCGUCAUCUUUGUCGCGGGUCCAUGGCUAAAAACUUUACCAAUUUGUGUUCUCUCAUUUGGCAUCGGCCUGCUCAUUGGUGCCGUCCUUGGAAUCAUUUCAGUCAUCAUGCGAACACUUUGGGUGGAAGCAGUGUCUCUCGGUAUAAUCAAUAACACAAAAGUCUUCUUGGAUCAGACCAAAUAUCAAGGGGUGACACUUCCAGCCGGAAUAAAAGUUGUGUCAUACUCAUCUCCACUUUAUUAUGCCAACGUAGACAUUUUCCGGAAUGAAAUUGACAGCAAAACUGAAAAAUUCAAGAAAGUGAAUAAACACUCAAAUGGUCAAAUGGUUUCAACAGACCUUUCCAUUAUAAUAAAUCCAAAGUCUGCGAACAGUUUACACGAAGAUAGGUUUCAUCAGAAAAUCAUUAUCGAAUGUUCCGGUAUAAGUUUCAUUGACAGAAUGGGUGCAACUGCACUUCAACAGUUAUAUGUUGAAUACAAAAACAAAGGAAUCUCUUGUCUUUUCUCGGGUGUUAAUGACAGAGUGAUAUCUGUUCUAAAAGCAUGUGGAGCCUUCAAUACACUUCAGUAUGUCAUGUAUCGCACGACUUAUGAUGCAAUGUUGGCAGCAGGUUUUGAAGAAAACGAAAUCAACACACGUUUUUAA
This is a messenger RNA of Acanthosepion pharaonis, 861 nucleotides long. Lineage: Eukaryota; Metazoa; Mollusca; Cephalopoda; Sepiida; Sepiidae. The record is from the annotation of a GenBank genome assembly.